This is a messenger RNA of Metarhizium album ARSEF 1941, 1356 nucleotides long. RefSeq names its product major facilitator superfamily domain containing protein 5. NCBI's taxonomy places the organism in Eukaryota, Fungi, Ascomycota, Sordariomycetes, Hypocreales, Clavicipitaceae. Gene Ontology annotation, molecular function: molybdate ion transmembrane transporter activity. The coding region runs from base 1 to 1356 and encodes 451 amino acids. Gene Ontology annotation, cellular component: membrane. The transcript is spliced from 4 exons. The record is from RefSeq and is a predicted model, not a curated record. Gene Ontology annotation, biological process: molybdate ion transport.
AUGGGAUUUUAUCAGGCCAACCUGGCUGUGUUUGCCGCUGCAAACACGUACCUAGCUUGGUCCCAGCACCGACGAGCAAGACAGAAACCCGAUGCCACGCCACCGUGCAGUGAGCGGGCCGUUGAAGGCUGCGAGGGGACGCGGCCCGGGACCCAAGUUCGCGAGUUUCAACUCAACUUCCUGCUGCCAUAUACCUUGGCCGUGGCCGCGGACUGGCUGCAGGGUCCGCAUCUAUACGCCCUGUACAAGUACGACAAGCAUCUCUCGGAGCGCAUGGUUGCGACCUUGUAUUCUGUCGGUUUCAUAUCCGGUGCCAUCAGCGCACCCUUGGUGGGUGGCGCCGCAGAUGGGUUCGGACGCAAAAAGGCCUGUGUGUUAUACUGCAUUCUUUACAUGAUAACAUGCCUGACCAUGAUGAGCGACAACCUGCCCAUCUUGUUCGCGGGACGAUUCACCGGCGGCGUCGGCACCACGCUUCUCUGCAGCGUCUUCGAGGCGUGGAUGAUGUCGGACUAUCACGAGAGAGGUCUACAAGCCUCCGCCCUGCAGCCCGGCUCCAUCUUCAGUGCAAUGACCACCAUCAGCUGCCUCGUCGCCAUGGCGUGCGGUGUGCUGGGGGACGCGGUUGUUGCGGCGUCCGGCACACGGAUCUGGCCGUUUAUCAUCGCCAUGGCCUGUUGCUGUGCUUGUGGCACGCUGAUAUGUCUGACCUGGCGCGACAAUUUCGGAGCCUCCAGGCUGGGCUCCGACGCGACGGACGGCAUCCGAUCCGGCCUCGGGGCCGUUGCUUGGGAUGGGCGCAUGCUGUCCGUCGGCCUCAUCUCCUGCGUAUUUGAGGGUACAAUGUAUCUCUUUAUUUUUUUCUGGUCUGCCUCACUGCAGAGUGCACGGAACGAAGCCGGCUCGUCGGGGGAGCUGCCGUUCGGGCUUAUUUUCUCCAAUUUCAUGUGCGCCAUGAUGGCCGGAUCUGCCUUGGCUGCGCGGCUUGCGCAGCCCUCGGCCGCAUCAAAGGACUCGGCUGAUGUCGUCCUGACUGUGGUGUUGCUGGCCGCCUGCGCCUUGGCCACGGCCGUCGUGCUCCGGGGCGAGGUGUUGGUCUUCUGGGCCUUUUGCCUCCUUGAAGCCUGCAUCGGAGCCUACUUCCCUGCCAUGGCGAGCUUGAAGAGCGAACUGGUCGAGGACAAGUCCCGAGCCAUGGUUUACAGCAUCCUACGGUUUCCUCUCAACGUCUUCGUCGUGGUUGGACACAGUCUCGACCAAGAAGGGAGUGAGCACCGUAACAAGGUCUUUUUGGUUUGCAGUGCGCUGCUGGUCGUCUCCGUUGUCAUUGUACGACGCCAUCUUGUCAGAACUUGA